AUUUCAGUUUCGAGCAGCACCGAGAGCAUCGUGCUCUGUGACUUGAAGCAAAGCACAAAGUUCCGUUGUCGCAAUGCUUACAUUGAUCUGAACGCUGCAGAACAGUUGCUCCAGUUACUCGAGAAGCCUCGCGAUCCUCAUGAGGUGUGCCGUGCUCAAAUCACUGAUCUGAAAAAAGAGAACUUCAACCUGAAACUUCGUAUAUACUUCCUGGAAAUGCGAAUGCAGCAGAAGUUUGAUGGUCCCACUGAAGAAAUAUACAAAAUUAACAUCGAGCUGAAAGUUGAGAUAGAAAGUCUGAAGCGAGAUCUGCAGGAGAGAGAGAAACUGCUCAUCAAGGCCUCUAAGGCAGUUGAAAGCCUGGCCCAGGGUGGUGAUGCUGAAAUACAACGUGUGAAAGAGGAGGCACAAAAGAAGUUACAAGAAAUGGAGGAAAUCCUGACUGGCAGAAUAAACCUUCUGGAAGAGAAUCUUAAAGCUGCCCACGAAGAGGCAGAAAAAGCCAUUGUGAUGACAGAGAAGGAGAAAGCUCUAAGAAUGGCUGCUGAGCAGAAACUUUCUUCAAUUCCAAAUGCCCCUGCAAAUGAUCUUCAUAUGAUUGCAGGAGCCGACAAAGACAGACUUAUAGAGCAACUGAAUCUGUCUUUGAAAAGUAAAGAAGCUAUAAUUCAACACCUUGAAGAGGAAAAGUCUCAGAAUGGAUCUUGUGAUGGGAACUUAUCAGCAGAAAAAAUCAGAGAACUUACCAUUGCUUUGAGGCAUGAAAAAGAUAGUGAGAUAGAGGCCAUUAGAAUGGAGCUUAAAAAUGAGAGAAAUUCCUUUGAAAAAAAAAUCCAGUCUCUUCAAGAAGAACUGCAAGAGAGAGAAAACGAGCUUGCUGUUGAAAAGAAGAAUGGUUUGAAAAGGGAUAAAACCAUUCAAGGGCUAACUGUUGCAUUAAAAGCAAAGGAAAAAGAGAAUGAGGAACUUGGUUUUGAAAUUGAAGAUUUAAAUGCUUCACUGACUAAGGCAAGAGAGGCAACUCACAAAGCACACAUGCAAAAAUUCAAGGGUGCUGAGGAUUAUCAAGCUCUCUUGAUAGAAAAAGAGACCCUCUUAGCAGAGCUGCGUUCAGAAAACGUUACAAAGGAUGCUGAGAACCGUAAACUACAAAGGAGGAUUAAAAGGACCGAUCAAGAGCUAAAUGAUUUGAAUUUAGAAAGAGAGAAAAUGGAGAAAGAGCUGGAUGAAGCACAACUACAGAAGAGUAGAAGUGACAAAACUAUUAAUGACCUUAGAAAUCAACUAGAGAAAUUACACGGUGAAAUGACUGAGAAAGAAAAAGCAGUUGAACAUUACAAUAUUCUUUUGAGUGAAAGCAAUCAGAAGUUGCAGAGCCAAGAACUAGUUAUCAAGCAGCUAACAGACAAUGUCAAUCAAAAGGAUCUAUUGCUUCAGAACAUUGAUGAAACAAUUAAAGAAAAGGAUGGAGAAUUGCAGGAGCUGCUGAAUAAGAAUAAGAGCCUUCUAAGAGCCAAUGAAGAACUUGAACUGAAAAAUGAGGGUUUAGUAAAGGAAAAAUGUGCUGUACAGUCACAGUCAAUCAUCAGGAUAGUCAGAGAGGUAGAGGAAAAGAAAGAAUCUGAAUAUGAAAAGCUGAUACUUGCUUUGAAAAAGGAACAAAAUAUUUAUUCUACACUAGUGAAGACCUUUAAAGAAUCUGAUAGUUUAAAUAGCUUGCAAACAGAGCUAAACAACAUCUUCGUGUUACGAAAACAACUAGAAGACGACAUUCUGGCUAAUCGGAAUCUACAGAAGAUCUUAGAAGAUCAGAUUAAGGAUGUCAAAAACCGACAAGAUGAAACACUGUCCUUCUGUGGAGAUCAAACAUCCUAUAUGAGUAUUUGCUUAGGAGAGCAAGAUCAUUUAAACCUACAGAUAGACCAUCUGUCUCUUGAAGAACUUAAGAAAAAGGUUACUGAUCUUCUCUUGAUGGUUAAGGAUCUGCAGUCAAUUAAUCAAGAACUUAAGAAAAAGCAGCUCGGACUCAGUACAACAGAUUCUCAAGGGAAGGAAGCACUAAAAAUAUUAAACCAGAGUAAGUUUCUUGAAACAACAGAAGAGCCUGUGAUGCAGACUGAAGAUGGUGACAAUGACACGAAGAUGCAGAACAGUCAAUUUUAUGAGAGGGUCAGUCAGGUAUGCCUUCAGCUAUCCAUGGAUUGUCCUUCCGAGGUGGAUAAACAGAUAACUCCAUCAGGCUAUUCAGAGAGUUUCUGCAAAGAUAGACAUUAUAGGAAUCCAAAUAAGCCUCAGUUUGAACAUGAUACAACUGGCAAACACUUUGGCAGAAUAGGGAUGAGUGAACAUGAAACAGAAGAGAUGAACUUGCUCACAUCUCUUUUAAGAGAAAAUAGAGCAUCUGUACUUGAAUCUACCAGACAAGAACAAAUGAAAAUUGUAAAUGAACUGUUAGAUCAUCUGAACACAACUGAGCAAGAAUGUUCAAGUGAAGAUAUAGAGAAAAAGGAUGAAAAAGAUCUUAGGCAAAUGAUUAUUCAACUAAGAGCUGAACUCAAACAUUUCAAGCAGGUCAAUAAAUUCUUAAAGCAGCAAGUAGAAUUGAAAUCAACUUUUGAUGGGAAAGAGAAGCUUUAUCCAGAUGCAACGCCACAGAUUAAUAAGGAUAUUGAGUUGUUGAAAGUGGAAUUGAAAGAUGCAGCUACACAAACAAUGACUUUAGAGGGUAAUGUCAUGAGAUUGAAACAUGAAGGCAAAAAAGGAGCCUCAGAAGAAAAAACAAAAUAUUCAAGAUUAAAUGCAGAAAGAGAACAUCAGCAGGAAAAUGUGUUUAAGAAGGGCGAGCAGCAUGAAAGAAUUUUUUUUUCAAGGAGAACAAAUGAAACUGAUUCUGCUUUCCUGCCCAAGAAGUCCCGUCUGCCUGUACUCCUAAGAUCAUCCAGACCACUAGAAAAUGUGCCUUUGAAACUUUGUGAGCAGAAAUCAGAUUCACAACUACAGCAUCAUACGAGGCUACCUUAUGAAGAUCUGAAAGCAUGUGAAGUACAAAACAAACAAUUCCAAGCACAAACAAAUGGAGAGUUACUAUUGAGCAAGUCGGUAACUGAAAACCUUGAAGAAGAGCCUGCAGAGGAGAGCACGUUAGUGAGAGUCGCCUCAUUGAUCAAACUGGACAAUAGUGGGGCCCAGGUUGACUUGCAAGACAUUGAAUUGGAUACAGGGGUCAAGAAUGAAUAUCUGAUGGACAAAAAUCAGCAAAACUGUCAAG
This is a messenger RNA of Cygnus atratus (black swan), 3268 nucleotides long. Its product is annotated as CDK5 regulatory subunit-associated protein 2. Gene Ontology annotation, biological process: centriole replication; positive regulation of microtubule polymerization; negative regulation of centriole replication. The record is from RefSeq and is a predicted model, not a curated record. The transcript has 22 exons. The annotation marks the transcript as partial. Gene Ontology annotation, molecular function: transcription cis-regulatory region binding; protein kinase binding; gamma-tubulin binding. NCBI's taxonomy places the organism in Eukaryota, Metazoa, Chordata, Aves, Anseriformes, Anatidae. Gene Ontology annotation, cellular component: pericentriolar material; microtubule organizing center; mitotic spindle pole.